CACCCAAACGAUCCCUUUGCCUUCUCUUGAGUGUUAAACCAGAGAGAGAGACCUGAGCAGGACUACAUCCUCGCAGACCUCGAUCCCUCUGCCUCCUCAUAAGCCUUCAGACAAGACCAGCACACGCACCGCCUGCCAACAGGGGCGUCAAACACUCUUUGACAAAGGCAUGGGGACGUGGAGGAAGCUGCUGAUUGGCCUGUUCACCGCCAGCUCCUUGAUCCUUCUCUACCCGUGUGUACACCUGGAGAAGCGUCCAUCCUGGUCCAUACACUCCCGGGAACACCUUCAAGUCUUCGCUCUGGCAGAAAGCAGAAAUGCGAGCAAACAUGAUCAAAACACAGAGAGUCCAGAGAGCGAGCCGUCUGCCCCGGUCCAUGGAGCCUCUGACGGACGUCCAAGUCUUCAUCCAGGGAGCAACUCACAAGUCAGUUCCAGGCCGGUUGAAGGCUCGGACAAAACCAGAACUAGGUUCAGCACCAAAGCUCCCGUAGUGAAGCCUCAGAGACCCACAAAGGCAACCAGGUCAACAAAAGAGCCAGCCUUCAUUGGAGACAGCUACCUGAGUGAAGACAAGCAGCUACAGACACUCUGCUCAGACGGUCUCCAAAGUCGGGUCAAGAAAUCUGAAUUUGGGGAGCGGUAUCUGAACAACAUCCCGGUCCUGAUGCUGGCUAAACACGCGACUCCGGAGCAGUAUAAACGACUAAAGAAGUACACGCCAGUCCACGGCUGGAGCGGGAUCAAUUACAGAAUGCUGGUGGAAACUCUUUCCCUCCUCAACUCUUCUGCUAACUUGCAGAUGUUUGACGACUGGAAGGACCGCAGUAAGAAGUCCGAGUGUAUCCGCUGUGCUGUGGUGGGGAACGGGGGGAUCCUGAAUAACUCAAAGAAAGGGGAGGAGAUCGACAGUCACCACUAUGUCUUCAGGACCAAUGGGGCGAUCAUUAAGGGCUUUGAGCAGGACGUGGGGUCUCGGACCACCCACUACACAUUCACCACCACCACACUGAGUAACUCAUAUAAAAGGUACAAAGGUCUUGGCUUUAAAGGACCCCCUUUGUCUAAGGAAACACGAUAUGUGAUGCUGCCAUCUCAUGAACGUGAUUACCUGAUGGUGAAGGCCGCAGUGACACACACCCGAGUGGAGAGAGGGAUAGACCGGGGACAAGAUCCAACCAACAUGUUUGGAAAGGACGUGUCAGCUAAGAAGUUGAAGAUGCUUCAUCCUGAUUUCAUGCGUUACCUCCGGAACAGAUUCCUCCAUUCUAAAUAUCUGACCGUUAGAAAUGUGAGAAAUUACCGUCCCUCGACUGGAGCUGUGAUGCUGCUGGCUGCACUGCACACCUGUGACGAGGUGAGUGCGUACGGCUUUAUGACUCCGGGCUACGAGAAGUUCUCCAGGUACUACUACGACAAAGGCCGCCGCCCGGUAGGCUUCACCACCAACCACGACCUGAAGAUGGAGCUGGUCCUCUGGCAGCAGCUGCAUCAGGCGGGGCUCAUGAGACUCUACACGCGCGAGUGAGACGCAGAUGACGUCUGCAGAGAGUAGAAAAAAAGUUUACAUUUUACAAAGACCAGGUCACACAAUGCACCUGUGGUUUUUACUGGUGAUGGAAAGGAUAUUAAGGUUGUAAACUCUG
Labrus mixtus (cuckoo wrasse) is the source of this 1646-nucleotide messenger RNA. Its product is annotated as alpha-N-acetylgalactosaminide alpha-2,6-sialyltransferase 2-like. The transcript is spliced from 9 exons. The record is from RefSeq and is a predicted model, not a curated record. Bases 170 to 1528 code for a protein of 452 amino acids. Gene Ontology annotation, molecular function: sialyltransferase activity. NCBI's taxonomy places the organism in Eukaryota, Metazoa, Chordata, Actinopteri, Labriformes, Labridae.